This is a messenger RNA of Fusarium proliferatum ET1, 2670 nucleotides long. RefSeq lists its product as uncharacterized. Bases 1 to 2670 code for a protein of 889 amino acids. The transcript has a single exon. The record is from RefSeq and is a predicted model, not a curated record. NCBI's taxonomy places the organism in Eukaryota, Fungi, Ascomycota, Sordariomycetes, Hypocreales, Nectriaceae.
AUGGCUGAAGUUGCUGGACUCGCGCUUGGCGUCCUAGGCCUCGCUGGUCUGAUCGGCGCUUUUAAAGAUACCAUCGAUGUUUUCAACACCGUUGUAGAUAUGCGCCAUAUGGGCCGUCAUUAUCAAGUCCUCGAUAUCAAGCUAGAUAUAGAAAAGGCCCUCCUCCUUCAGUGGGCGGAUCGGGUGAAACUUCUUCAAGCUGAUCACGACGUGCGACUGAAUGAACCGAAUACCCAAACCCUCGUUCUGCGGAUCCUUGGUUCAGUUCGAUCACUUUUAACGGACGCGGAUCAGUUACAAAAGCGAUAUGGGUUGCGACUAGAAUGUGACACUGAGACAGCGACCUUGCCUCCCAUCUCGACCUCAAUGGGUCUUGAGCCGGACUUUUCAUAUCUGCCCUCCAGACUAUUGAGCGGACCGAUUCCGCUCCAAAAUGUGAGUUCCGACCAACAGCGAGAUCAAUCUCAGUCUGGCUGGAGGUUCAGUCAGAAGCGCAUGAAGAGCUUUGUGAAACGGCUCGAAGCACUGCCAGUUCCGGAACAAGGUCGGGCGACCACAACAUCUAUUGCCCAAAAGACACGUUGGGUUAUCAGGGAUAAACAGAAGUUUGAGGUUCUCAUCCAAUAUCUUGCCGAGCUGACGACCAAACUCGAUCAGGUUGUCCCUCCGUCAAGUUCCGAAAUUGCCCGCUCAAUGAUCCAGAGCGAUAUCGAGCUCAUCAAAAAGGAUGUCAGAAAGCUUUUGUUGUUUCAGGAAGCGGCAGGAAACCAUACAGCUAUAGCUCAAUCAACAGAGGAGAAUCUCGAUAUUAUGCGCCAGGCUCGCAUUUUGAACACACUAUGGUUCAGGAUGAUAAAUGAUAGAUCCGAAAGCAUCUCAAAGAAUCAUCGGGACACCCUUCAAUGGGCCAUUGAAGGUUCAAAUAACACCGAGUCCUGGCAUGAUCUCCCGUCUUGGCUUCUCAACGGCUCGGGCAUCUACUGGGUCUCUGGGAAAGCCGGAAGUGGCAAGUCAACCCUGAUGAAGUUUGUCUUUGGACACCAGCGAACCACGUCGAUCCUAUCUCAAUGGGCUAACGGAGGCCGAGUUCUUACGUGUCAUUACUUCUUCUCCAACUUGGGAACAGAUCUCCAGAAGAGCCAGGCUGGACUCUCCCGUACAUUGAUUUAUCAGAUACUGGAUAAAAACAGGUCACUGAUUCAAGAAGCACUUCCUAAUAUGUGGAAAGAAUUACUCGAAAGAGAGUCUAGCCUGCGAGAAAAGGAUGUGGUCAUGCAUGAAAACAUCACUUUACCUUCAGUAGCCGAGACCCGGCAAGCAUUUGAACUUAUCUCAGCAAAUAGCGGCAGGAUAGGACACAUCUGCUUCUUCAUCGAUGGCCUUGAUGAACUUGUUGGGGAUUAUCGUGAUAGUAUCGACUUCAUUAGCAAGCUGGCUCAUAACGAGCAGUCCAAAGUCGUCGUCUCCAGCAGGCCUAUUCCGACCUGCGUCGCUGCCUUCCAAAAGCAUCCUCAAAUGAAACUGCAAGACCUCACGCGGCACGAUAUACAAGCAUAUGUUCAGUUCAAAGUUGGAAGCCAUCCGUCUAUGAAGCGAUAUAUGAGACGGUAUCCCGAAGAAUCGGCCUCCUUACUCAAUGAACUUGUUGACAAGUCUUUUGGAGUCUGGCUGUGGAUAAUACUGGCUUGUAGAUCUAUUUGUGGAGGUUUCGAUGAUCAUGAUCGCCUUUCAGAAAUUCGUCGUCGCGUAGACGAACUCCCGCCAGAGCUUAAGGACAUGUUCAUGCAUAUGCUCAGCAAGGUUCACAGACGGCAUCAAAGACAAGGAGCUCAAUUGCUCAAGAUCUGCUAUACAUAUCAGAAGACCAAGUCACUGUUUCUCCAGAAAGGCUUAUAUGCGCUAGGCCUUGCACUUGUGGAUGACUAUAAUACGCAGACUGUCUGCAUUAAGAAUCUUGACGCCGAGGAGAAGCUAGAAAUAUGCGAAGAACUUGAAGGUCGACUGAGGAGUCGGUGCUGGGGUUUACUGGAGUUUGCAGACUUUAAGCCUGCAACUUCGGGAAGAGACAUAACGGAAUCAAAGGUCAUAUUCAUGCACCGAACUUUCUUCGAGUUUCUGAACGAUCAAAAUAUAUGGAAGCUUGACUGUCUACAAAUACGAGACCUAAAUUUCGAAUCAGCUACAGCCUUAUCACUCUAUGGCGCACAUAUGGCUGUCCAGAAGCUUGGUGAAUAUAAUGAAGUGGCGGCCAUGGAUCUACUCGAGGAGGGCCUUUGGUGGGGAGCUGAAGCCGAUAAGCAGAGACCUAGUGACACCAACAACUGCUUCUUCCAUCUUACGGCCUUUCUAUCGCUUCUGUCAGAAAGAAGACCUUCGUGCGAUACGCUCCAGCUCCAGCGACUUGCACAGGCAUUAAACGCUGGUGAGCUGUCUGACUGCUCACAUACGGACAAAUGCCCACCUACCUCGUUACUACUCGCCGUUGAAGCGGCGCAACGAACUUUGUCAAAAACCACUCAAGUUUCACAACAACAAAUCAUGACUGUCAGCGCGGAUGCAGGCCCCUUCUAUACCAUGCGCUCAGGAAACCAUUCCUCAGUGACAAAUUUAACGAUCGUCCAUCACUCUCACGUUUCAGCACCUCUCACAUGGUGGAGAUGCUUCUUCUGA